AUGGAAGAGAGUUUCACUGCACAAGGAAAGGCUUCAACUACUACUUUUAAUGUAAUAGACUAUGGUGCUAAAGGUGAUGGAACUACGGAUGACACAAAGGCAUUUGAAGCAGCAUGGGCAUCUGCUUGCAAAGUGGAGGCAUCAACAAUGGUGGUUCCAUCAGGGUCUGUCUACCUAGUCAAGCCCAUCUCUUUCUCAGGACCCAACUGUGGAUCAAACAUCAUAUUUCAGGUGGAUGGCAAAAUUAUUGCUCCUACAAGCCCUGGGGCUUGGGGUUCGGGUCUACUUCAAUGGCUCGAAUUUACGAAGCUUACAGGGAUUACAGUCAAGGGCAAAGGUGUUAUUGACGGGCAAGGCUCAGUCUGGUGGAGUGACUCAUCCACAGAAAAUCCAACAGAAGAAUCAGAAUCAGUCUCUCCACUCAAAGAUUCAACUUAUGAGAGCUCGCCGGCUCUGGUAAGUAGUGAGGCCACAGGGAAAAUGCCCAGCACCAAGCCAACAGCAAUCAGGUUCUAUGGGAGUUCUGACGUGACAGUGACUGGCAUAACAAUUCAAAACAGUCCUCAGACUCAUCUCAAGUUCGACGACUGCACAGCUGUUCAGGUUUUUGGCAUGACAGUUUCAUCCCCAAGUGACAGUCCUAACACCGAUGGAAUCCACCUUCAGAACUCCCAAGAUGUGGUAAUCCACAACACUAAUGUUGCUUGCGGAGAUGAUUGUGUCUCCAUACAAACUGGGUGCUCUGGCAUAUUUAUUCACAACAUGAAUUGUGGACCUGGGCAUGGGAUCAGCAUUGGAGGGCUAGGAAGGGGAAACACCAGGGCCUGCGUCUCAAACGUCACCAUCCGAGACACCACAAUGCACAAUACAUUGACUGGUGUAAGAAUAAAGACAUGGCAGGGUGGCUCAGGGUUAGUGCAAGGAGUCAUGUUCUCCAACAUUCAAGUUUCAGAAGUUGAAAUCCCUAUCAUGAUUGAUCAGUUCUACUGUGAUGGGAGCAAAUGCCAGAACAAGACUUCAGCUGUGGCUGUGUCGGGCAUAUCCUAUCAAAAUAUAAGAGGAACCUAUACACUGAAACCUGUUCACUUUGCAUGCAGCGACAGCUUGCCAUGCACAGGUGUAACAUUAAACACCAUAAAUCUAACACCAAUACAGGAAAAGAACCACUUGUAUGAACCCUUUUGCUGGCAGACUUAUGGAGAAUUGCAAACAACCACCACACCUCCAAUAAAUUGUUUGCAAAUUGGCAAGCCAUCAAACAACCAAGUUCAGAACAGUAAUGGUUCCUGCUGA
Molecule: messenger RNA, 1293 nt
Organism: Ilex paraguariensis (yerba mate)
Lineage: Eukaryota; Viridiplantae; Streptophyta; Magnoliopsida; Aquifoliales; Aquifoliaceae
Source: the annotation of a GenBank genome assembly